Molecule: messenger RNA, 1895 nt
Organism: Macadamia integrifolia
Lineage: Eukaryota; Viridiplantae; Streptophyta; Magnoliopsida; Proteales; Proteaceae
Product: NDR1/HIN1-like protein 6
Exons: 2
Coding region: 829-1584 (251 amino acids)
Cellular component (GO): plasma membrane
Source: RefSeq, a predicted model, not a curated record
CCUCUUAAUAGAUUUCAGAGCUACUGCUUCUCUCUCUCUCUCUCUCGCGGAACUGCUCUGAAAAUUUCGAGACUUCUCAUUCCGAUCCUCACUGAAUUGCAUAAGUUUUUUUCUGUUAUUCGAAGCAGUCACGAGAAUCUGCUUAUUCCUGGUUCAGAUCUUGGCAAGAAUAUUGAAAGUUUUAAGCGGUUUUGUGAAUUCCUGAUGAGUUUGCUGGUAAACGGUGAAAUGUGAACGUUGGAUUCCUUACAAGGUUUGAGUUUUUUCUCAUUUUAUAUCGGAUUCAUGGCGAAAUUCAUUACAAUUCUCUAAUUAUCUAGUAGUUUUAUUCAGUUUUUGCUCUUUAGAAGAGGUUCCUCCGAUCUCACUAAAGAGUAAGUGAUUUAAUUUUCAGCUCAAGUUAUCAGAUUUUACAUUAUUCAGCUCAGUUUCAUUGAAAUUAUACUUCCAAUCUAUAAUUUUCCUGUCGAUUUCUGUCGUUUCGUAUCCAAUUUGUUCAAUUUGCUUGAAAAUCAUCCAAAAUUCUCUCUUUAUGAGCUUUUUGGAAAGGAUUUCCAUGACAUCUCUGGUUCCAGAGUUUCUCUUCAAUUGUUACUCUUCAGAAGAGAUUCCUCCGAUCUCACCAAAGAAAAACUAGUUUUCUGCUCCAGUUAUCAGAUUUCACUUUACUCAGCGCAGUUUCAUUAAACUUAUAUUUAUAAUCUUGAAUUUUCUUAUCCAAUUUUGUUCAAUUUGCUUGGAAAUCAUUCAAAAUCAUCUCUUUACAAGCUUUUUAACUAGGAUUUCUACUUUCUGGUUCCAGAGUUUAAAUCGCAAGUCAAGGAAUAAAUGAGAGAGGGAGCUAAAACAAUGGCGGAAGCAUCAAAACCAAUAUUACAAAAACCACCAGGUUACAGAGACCCAAACACUCCGAUCCCCAAGGUACCAAAGCCACAAAUCCGAAAACAACCUCUUCCUCCAUCGUUCCAACCAAGACGAAAACGCCCUAGUCUCUGCCGCAUCUGCUAUUGCUUCUUCUGCAUCUUCCUCCUCCUCCUCACCCUCCUCACUGCCGCCGCCGCUGGACUCUUCUACCUCUGGUUCAAUCCGAAACUCCCAAUCUAUCGGUUACAGUCAAUCCAGUUCCCCCGAUUCAAUAUCUCCGUCACAUCUGACGGAACUUAUCUAGAUUCCCACACGGUCGUUAGGAUUGAAGCUACGAACCCGAACCACAAGAAAAUUACGUUCUACUACGAUGAGAGUGAGGUUCGGAUGACCGUUGAUAAUGCCGUUGAUCUAGGUUCGGCAUCCCACCCAGGGUUUUCUCAGGCGAGACAGAACAUUACAGCUUUGAAGUUUGGGACACAGGUGAAGCACUUGUUGAUAGACGAUGGUGAAGGGUUGAAGCUGAAGGGUCAGUUCAGAAGCAAGAGUAUGGUGAUUCGUGUGGAGGUUCGGACUAGGUUUGGAAUUGGUGUGGAGAAGUUGACGUUAGGGAAGUUGGCUGUGAACGUUUUGUGUGGAGAUGUCACAUUGAAGCAGUUGAGCGCAGGAAACACGCCCAAGUGCACUGUCAAUCUUUUCAAAUGGAUCAACAUAAGAUAACAUUCUUUUCGACAAAAUGGGAAAUGCGUAAUACGAAACCACAUUCUUGAAGAAUUCAAAUGUUGUUUUGAGUUUUGCUAUGUAUAAUAAGCUGUUUCUUUUUUGCUUCUCUGAUUUUUUUAUUCAAUUAUAAUUGAGUAUAAAUCAUAUUCUAAUUUCAAUGUUUGACUAAUUACUAUUAUUAUUAUUAUUUUUUUUUUUUGUUGGGAUGUGUUGAAAACUUAAAUAAGUAUUCAUCAUUUUGAUAUGCUCAUUGUAUUUUGAGAUAUUAACAUUAGUGUGACAUGUUACCCAUGAUCUGUUUUGCUCUU